Messenger RNA from Carlito syrichta (Philippine tarsier), 804 nucleotides. RefSeq names its product replication protein A4 (gene RPA4). The record is from RefSeq and is a predicted model, not a curated record. Gene Ontology annotation, molecular function: DNA binding. NCBI's taxonomy places the organism in Eukaryota, Metazoa, Chordata, Mammalia, Primates, Tarsiidae. Gene Ontology annotation, biological process: nucleotide-excision repair; DNA replication; double-strand break repair via homologous recombination. The coding region runs from base 1 to 804 and encodes 267 amino acids. Gene Ontology annotation, cellular component: nucleus; site of double-strand break; DNA replication factor A complex. The transcript has a single exon.
AUGAGUGAGAGUGGGUUUGAAAGAGAUGGCAGCUCCACCUUCGGUGGAAGCAGUUACCAAUCAUCUGAGGGCGGAGGUGACAGUUACCAACCAUCUGAGGGCGGAGCAGCUCCUAUGCUUAAGGCCCAAAGGCCCAGGGCCCGAAUCCAGAACAUUGUACCUUGUUGUGUAAACCAGCUGCUUACCUCGACUCUGAUUGCCGAUGUGUUCAAGAUUAGAGGAAUUGUAGUGUCCCAGGUUUCCAUCGUGGGGAUAAUCAGAGGGGCAGAGAAGGCUUCAAAUCACAUACGUUACAAAAUUGAUGAUAUGACCUCGAAGCCAAUUGAGGCCCGGGUUUGGCUUGGCAGAGAAAAAGCCAAGCAGAUGACUCCAUUGCCAGUCGGAGUAUACGUCAAAGUGUUCGGUAUCCUCAAAGGUUCCGUGGAGACAAAGAGUCUCGAAGUGUUGAAAAUCCAUGUCCUGGAGGACAUGAACGAGUUCACCGUACACAUUCUGGAAACGGUCAAUGCACACAUGAUGCUGGAGAAAGCCCAGCAAGCGGCCACUGGAGAAAGUGCGUCUGUGGCCCCAUCAGAAAUGAAUGACCCCAGUGAUAACAAGGAAGAUCGCCUCGACCUUAUCCGGAAGGAAGUGCUGCGUUUGAUUCUAGAGUGUCCUCUGCAAGAAGGGAAGAGCAUCCAUGAGCUCCAGACCCAGCUCAGCGGCCUGAGCGUCGAGGUCAUCAAGCAAGCGAUCGAUUACCUGACCUUCGAGGGCCAUAUCUAUCCCACUGUGGAUCGGGAGCAUUUUAAAUCGGCUGAUUGA